Molecule: messenger RNA, 1605 nt
Organism: Moneuplotes crassus
Lineage: Eukaryota; Ciliophora; Spirotrichea; Euplotida; Euplotidae
Source: the annotation of a GenBank genome assembly
AUGGAAAAGCAAGAAAUAACCUUGUGCAGCCAUUCUAACUGCGACAAGCCUAUUAAACAUUAUUGCAAUGGUCAUAACGAUGUUUUUUGUAUCAGCUGAACAAAUACAUUGCAUUUUGACUGCAACUACGAGGCUAUUAAGAGCUCUGAAGAGUUGGAACAAGUGCUAUUACCAAUUAACAGCUUAGUGAUUGGACUCAGACAACAAGCUGAAGCUCAUGACUUAGGAAACAAGAUUGACGGGCUUGAAGGAGUGAUGAAAAAUGUCUCUGAUGAAGUUGAUGGCUUUGGCAAGAAGGUGAAGACUGCUAUUGAUUCUAGUGACUUUAUGAAGUUUGGAUCUCUAUUUCAAGAAGGGAAAGAGCUUAAGAGCAAGAUACUUUCAGGUGCUUUCGGAAUGGGAUCAGAUGGGUCCAAUCCUAUUUAUAGGCUAUUGUUUGAUUUACAGCUUCUAUCCUGCUCGAGCAGAGCCAGAUUGGGAGGUAGUAUCGAUGUAAUGAAAGGAUCGAAGGCCUUAACUAAGGGAUUCUACAGAAGUAUUACAAAUCUGCAUCAAAAGACUAAAGAAGAAAAUGCUAAAGAGUAUAAAACUAUAAUAGAAGAAUUGUUAAAAGAAGCUAAAAAGUCUGAUAAAGGCGAGAAAGAGGCCCAGAAGUUCAUUUUGGAACUCCAAAAUAAAGUGAUAGAGCUGGAACAACAGCUGCAGAUAGAAAAGGACAAAUCUGAUGGUCUCGAGCUAGAUCUCUACACCCUCAAGACAGAGAAUGAGAAACUUAUUAAAGAGAAUAAAGAACUAGAAGAAAAAGGGGCAGCCCUUACUGGUGAGUCAGGACAGAUAUUGGCACAAAAUGCUAUUUCAGACUCUUCUUCUAUAAGCAAGAAGAAAUGUGAAGCUUUAUAUGAAAAACACGUGGGUGUGAAGAAAACUUUUGAUGAAGUUUGCCAACUUAAACUCAAAAUGUGUAACAUAGAAUCUCAAAACUUUAUCAACGCAUUAUGAGAAGAAAAGGUCAUUCUUCCUAAAAUCAAUGAAAUUCAUACUGCAAAAAUAGAUAGCAACUGUACUGAGAUUAUUAAUAGAUACCUUCUAAAUUGUAUCCCGAAAUCAAUUCCGAAGAUCUAUUUUAAUUGGGGGUGGAGUGGUAAAGUAGUUCAUUUCUCUUCAAUGAUUGAAGGGUUGAGUAUUGCUCUUCCCAAAAUAACUAAGGAAGUUAUGUUUGACACUUUUGUGAUUCAGGCUUCUGAUUUGGAACUCAUCAUGCAGAAAUGUUAUCAGGCUGAAAAGAUCAUUUUUAUCGCCUCAAAGCUAGUAACAGCUAAAGAAAUGAACUUUGAUACAAAUAAGGGCUCUAAAUUGAAGUGUUUAUCGUUUUAUAGAUCUGAUUAUGAGGUUAGUAAUUUAUCAUCAAAUUUCAAAGAUCACCCUGAGAGACUAGAAUGGAUCAUUGAAGCUCUGAGCAGAUCUCCCCAUAAAAAAUCCCUCGAAUCUAUUAAUAUCGAUGAAUGUCCUAUUGGAGUCGGGACAGUUAACGAAAUGUUAAAAAAGUAUGGAAUGGAUAAAAUUGUGGUGAGAAAAGAUGGAGAGAGCUUACCACAAGGUCUUUAA